Mus caroli (Ryukyu mouse) is the source of this 1053-nucleotide messenger RNA. RefSeq names its product mitochondrial ribosomal protein L36 (gene Mrpl36). The record is from RefSeq and is a predicted model, not a curated record. Gene Ontology annotation, cellular component: mitochondrial large ribosomal subunit; ribosome. Gene Ontology annotation, molecular function: structural constituent of ribosome. NCBI's taxonomy places the organism in Eukaryota, Metazoa, Chordata, Mammalia, Rodentia, Muridae. Gene Ontology annotation, biological process: translation.
GCCUGAGCGGCUGGCGGGGCUGGUGGUGGAACUGGCUAGGAUGCGGAGCUGCGGCUUAACUGUGCGCAGUGUUCAAAGUCGUCCUCUGCACACGUCAUCCCACGUGACCUUACGCCAUCUUUCUUCCUGGCGGUGGCGUCCCAUUCCACUGCGCAGACGCGGAAGCUUCGAUAGCUGGCGCCCGAAGUUGAUUAAGGACUUCUCCGCCGGUGGCACCCCUUCCCAGGUCUGGGCUCGGCAUGGCCGCCCUGCUUGCACGGAGUGUGGUGGCUUCGGUGGUGGACCCGUUCCUGCGCCUGAGUCGCCUCGCGGUGAAGCCCCGAGCCUUCUCCUCGUUCCUGCUGGGGACGUUGCCAAGCGCCAAAUCCUGCGCAGAGGUGCGCUCAGUUCUCUGUGGCCGUCCCUUGCCGACUCUGCUCCCCUCGCUGGGCUUCAAAACCAAGGGUGUCAUCAAGAAGCGCUGUAAAGACUGCUACAAGGUGAAGAGGCGUGGGCGCUGGUUUAUCCUCUGUAAGACCAGCCCCAAGCAUAAACAGCGACAAAUGUAGCCCUUGUCUUCAAGCAGUGUCCAUGGAAAAUUCAUUUCACCUUAUCAGAGAAAAAUAAACGUUAAGCAUUCUGUAAGAUCCAUGGGCCUUAGGGCUUUGUUGAGCCCCUUUUCCCCCACAUCGUAGCCCAAUUCCUUCACAUCUAAUCAGACCAGAGCUGCCGAUGGAGAAGGAUCCUUACAGUAGCUGUGUAUGAAGCAGGAAUACAGAGCCAGCUUUAUCUCUUGAGACAAAGUCUGGCUCGGUAACCCUGGUUGACCUGAAACUUGGAGAGAAACUCCUGCCUCUGCCUCUCUGCCAUUUGUUACCAUAUGCAGCAGAUUGUAAGUGCUUUAAGAGGCUGCCUGAGCCAAAAGGCUCUUGUGGGGUGUGCAACGAUCCCAAUUUAAGAAUAAACGAUGUUCUUGUGUAGCAACUAUCCCAGUCUUUACUCAAGGAAAACCUUGUUUACAUAGAAAUGUCUUUUGGAUACCAAUUAAAAAUAUUUGUCCUGACUGUUCUUACA